Messenger RNA from Lindgomyces ingoldianus, 330 nucleotides. RefSeq lists its product as uncharacterized. The transcript has 2 exons. Gene Ontology annotation, molecular function: nucleic acid binding. The record is from RefSeq and is a predicted model, not a curated record. Lineage: Eukaryota; Fungi; Ascomycota; Dothideomycetes; Pleosporales; Lindgomycetaceae. The annotation marks the transcript as partial.
GAUAACACGCCAAAAUCCACCUCUGGUGCAACAUGCAAAUGGCCGGCUGCUUAUGAAACCGAGGCCAUAGAUUGGCCACUGUUCUCACCAGAUCUUAACCCCAUUGAACAUCUCCACUGGCUCUUGAAGCAGAAGACAGUUGCACUAGAGUAUUUUGUCGACUGUGCCCAGAGGGCUUGGAGAGAGAUUCCUGAGGAAAUGAUCAAUGACCUCAUCACCAGCGUACCACGACAGAUUCAAGCUAUUGUUCGAGCUACUGGCUGGCAGACGAAGUAUUGGGGUAUUCCAUAUAGGCAGUUAAAGCUGGAUGAUAGUCGCUUGAAAGAGUGA